AAAUUGUCUUGAAAGCAAAGCGAACUCCUUUCUCUCUCAUCUCAUUUCCAUCCAACCCCAAUUAUGAACUUAUCAAAAAUGCCAUCUCCUACAUCCCCUCCCCACAGCCACCACGCUAGAGAUGGAACGUGCAGCCAACGCGCGUAUCCCCUUCUUCCUUUUUUACUCUCAAUGAGCCUGAGCAAUUGCAGCUAAAAACCAAGAAUGGGGUCCUGUUGUUGGGCAUUUAUCGUCCUUGUUUUCCAACCAUUCUUUGGUUCGAAUUCCUUCGCUUUGUUAGUUCUGGGCGAGCCUACCGACUACGUUUCGGCCGUUGGGGACCCUGGAAUGAAAAACCCAAAUGUCAGAGUUGGUCUGGAAGCUUGGAAUUUCUGCAACGAAGUUGGAUUUGAAGCUCCUAACAUGGGCAGCCCCCGCCAUGCCGAUUGUGCUGAUAUUUACUGUUCUUCAACCGCUGCUCAUCUGGGUGGUGGCCUUGUUAAUAAUGGCAGUCAAUGCGGAGUUCUACACAAAGUGAAUGGCACUGACAACAGCUUAGGAGCUGGUGAUAAAUUUCCUACAGCAGGCUUUGAGUCUUCUGCUGACCCUGACCUGUUUGCAAAGGAGAAAGAACUAUAUCUUGGCUCUUUAUGUGAGGUACAGGAAUCCCCAAAUCCAUGGCAAUUUUGGAUGAUCAUGGUUAAAAAUGGAAACUUUGACAAAAAUACUACUCCCUGUCCAGAGAAUGGACAAAAAGUAAGUAAAAUUGUGACGGACAGAAAAUUUCCAUGUUUUGGCGAGGGAUGUAUGAAUCAACCAGUUGUUUACCAUAACUACUCAAUAUUGGAAUCCUUUGGAAGCCAGAAGGUUUAUUUGACUGGAGAAUUUAGUGGAACAUAUGACCUUGAUGCCAACUUGGUUGAAGAUGUGGGCAACAACUCCUUCUUUUCAGUCUCAUGGAAGAAGAAUAUUAGCACAGGGAGUUGGAUUUUUUCUCACAGGUUGUCAACAUCAACUAAAUAUCCCUGGCUCAUGUUAUAUCUACGUGCGGAUGCAACCAAAGGAUUUAAUGGCGGCUACCACUAUAAUGGGUGUGGCAUGUUGAAAAAGUUGCCUGAAUCUCCAAAUUUUGUGGUAAGGCUGACGCUUGACGUGAAACAUGGAGGAGGACCCAACAGUCAAUUUUAUCUACUAGACAUCGGAAGCUGUUGGAAAAACAAUGGAGAGCCAUGUGAUGGUGAUGUUCUGACAGAUGUCACUAGAUACAGUGAGAUGAUAAUUAAUCCAGCAACUACAAGCUGGUGCCGUCCUGAUAACUUGGUUUCCUGCCCACCUUAUCAUAUUAGUCCCACUGGUGAGAUAAUACACAGAAAUGAGACAACUCGGUUUCCAUAUUCUGCAUAUCACCUAUAUUGCAGCCCUGGAAAUGCCAAAUAUCUGGAGAAACCAUAUGAUAUUUGUGAUCCGUACAGCAACCCACAAUCACAGGAGUUGGUACAAAUUAUUCCACAUUCUGAAUGGGCUGUGCAUGGCUAUCCUAAAAAGCAAGGAGAUGGAUGGAUUGGGGAUGCAAGAACUUGGGAGCUUGAUGUAGGUGCUCUCUCGAGCCGAUUAUACUUCUACCAGGAUCCAGAAACAAAACCCGCGAGGCGUGUCUGGUCUUCGAUCAAUGUUGGCACGGAAAUAUAUGUUAGCCGCGCAAGAGAGACUGCAGAAUGGACUGUAAGUGAUUUUGAUGUGCUUGUUCCAGAAUUUAUGCUCAAAGCUGACAGCUCGAGCUCGAACUAACUUAUGUACAUGUUUGUAAGUGAUUAAUGUUUGAUG
Molecule: messenger RNA, 1803 nt
Organism: Hibiscus syriacus
Lineage: Eukaryota; Viridiplantae; Streptophyta; Magnoliopsida; Malvales; Malvaceae
Exons: 5
Coding region: 205-1767 (520 amino acids)
Source: RefSeq, a predicted model, not a curated record